This is a messenger RNA of Tribolium castaneum (red flour beetle), 1473 nucleotides long. RefSeq lists its product as uncharacterized. Gene Ontology annotation, molecular function: signaling receptor activity; ligand-gated monoatomic ion channel activity. Bases 1 to 1278 code for a protein of 425 amino acids. Gene Ontology annotation, cellular component: plasma membrane. Lineage: Eukaryota; Metazoa; Arthropoda; Insecta; Coleoptera; Tenebrionidae. The transcript has 6 exons. The record is from RefSeq and is a predicted model, not a curated record.
AUGGGAAUUACUAUCAUUGCAGAUGUUGCCUUAUAUCACGUCCAGCAAAACUUGGGCGGAUUUUUGGGGGAUAUUUGGCAACUGAUUGAGUCUACCUUGGGCUUUACGAGUAAUGUAUCGUCCGUUUAUUACGACACAGGAUUAGAGAUAAUUACCUCAGGACACGCUGAUGUCAUGCUAGCGCCUGUGGUCGCUAAGCGGGGACUCUUAAACGUGAUGUAUUCCCAACCUUAUUUUUACAACUGUUGGAGGUAUCAGCUGUUCGUAAAAAGACCUGAAGCGAAAGCUUCAUCAUCGUCGUACCUGAAGACUUUUGAUACUAAACUCUGGUUCGUAACUGCGAUCAUAUUUGCGGUUCUAACAAUGGCAAUUUGGAUGACGACCAAGUUUUUGAACAGAGUUUGCAAAAUCGAACCGACACUUUCAGCGCCGUCGUGUUUACUGGCCAUCACCUCGGGAUUCAUCAACCAAGGUCUGAACCAGCCAUCGAUCACACUUUUUACUCCAUAUUUCAUAGCGAAAUUGUCGCAAUUACCUGACAUGCGACAAGCUAAUCGAAUAUGCGUUUCAGGUUUCGAUCUAAAAUUGUCAAGUUACUCCGGGCGAAUGCAAGUGAUGUUUGCUUUAAUCCUAGGCGUGGUGCUAUACUCGGCAAUGAAUGCCGUUUUAGUUGCUCAACUGGCUGUUUUUGACAUUCCCUUUCCAUUCAAAUCAUUGGAUGACAUCGCCAACAAGCGCACACAUUCGCUUUGUCUGCGAUCAAACAGCUUCGUCUACAAUAACUUUACGAACCAAAAUAGAGAAAUAUUUCCUCGGUGGCGCGGAAUAUUGAACGUUCGCAACUGCUUGGAUAUAACCUCUCAGGAGAAUCUAUCUGCAAUUUUGUGUAACGAGGAUCUGGUAAUUUUAGAAAAUCGAGCCGUGAUGGAGAUGAUAUUGAAAAAUUAUGAUCUACCGUGUGAGAUAAUGAGCAACCAGGAGAGAUUAUUCCAGACGGGAAAUUCAUUUUUGUUGUCGAAGAGCUUCAAACACAAAAAAUUAAUCGACAACAUGGUCAAAAAAAUGAGAAGCACCGGGAUUCUGCAAAGACUGGAAUAUAUUUGGAUAAGGAGGGAGAAAUUAGAGAACAUAAAUUUGCCGCAAUCACCCCAAGUCACUCUGGACCAUGUUAAGGGAAUUUUAGUCAUGUAUUCCGCAAUGAUUGUGAUGAGUCUCCUAGUGUUGACUAUCGAGAAUUUCUACUCCCGCUAUUCUCGCUUUCGCGAAUUUGUAAAGUAAAUUUUGCAGCACGGCACUUACCUGAGAAGAGUUCCAGGAAUUUUUCGACGCCGUAAUUGUUGGGAAAUCUGUAGAGGGGAUCCCUGAGGGCGUCAGUCGUGUGCACUUUAAUUCGUUUCACCAUAAAAGUUAUAUUGUCUGCUUUACCGUCCUGGUUGAAAUCUGUAAACAAAAUAAACUGAUGUACAACUUGAA